UUUAUAGGUAUUUUUAAAUGCGUGCAUAAGUGGAACAAUUUUACAAAUAGAUUCUUCUAAUGGAGCAGCAUUUGUUGACAGCAAUUCAAAAUCUGUUAUAAUUAAUCCUCUGAUGUUUAAGGAAAUGAUAAUAUGUUGGAAAAUCUGGGAAAAAAUAGACACUGAAGUUUUAAAAACACUUUUCUCUAUACUUCAAACAUUAGUCAGAGACAAACAUUCAUAUCAGAAAUAUAAUAUAUCACAAAUGCUUUCAGUUUCAACAGAGGAUGUUCUCUUUAGCAUUCUUGAAGAUAAAUUUAGCAGCAAUGAAAAUGUCCUUUUGUCAAAAGAAAUAGCAGUUGCUAUACCAUGGCUUAUUCAAAAGUUUUUCAACACUUUUAAGUUGUCUUUACUUAAAAAAAUAUUUAAUUGUUUACUGUUAUUACAUCAAGCUUCAUCUACAUAUAUUUGUCAUGCUCCUAGUUCAUUUUAUUUCUUAUUUACACAAAAUGAGAGGGGUUUGAUAAAGUCACUAGAGAAUACAAGUGAUGACAGUUCUUAUGAAGAAAUUAAUGAAGGUAUUGAAAGAAUAGAUCUUCAGAAACCACUAGAUGAAGCCAGUAACUCAAGUCAAGAUAAUUUACUUCAAUCAAAAUCUAAUUUAAGUAAAGAGAAUAAAGAUUCUGAUUAUUUGAGAAUAAAUUAUGAAAUUCUUUAUCUGGGAAAUGAAAUGCCAGAUAAUAUUAGCAGUGAAAGUUUUCCAAAUGAAUGUGACUUAGAUAAAAAUCAUUCUAAUUUGACUAAAGACGACACAGUAAGUGAAGCUGACAAAAUUGUCACAAGGGAACAAUUGCAAAACAAAAAUCAUAAUGUGGACAACAUAAACUGUGAAAGUGUGCCUGAAGUGGAAGAUGAAAUUGUAUUGGAUAAUAGCAUGCUUUCUCCUCAUUCUUAUAAAUUUUUUUUAAGUGAAGAAGAAUGGGAAAUUAUAUCUCUCUAUAGCAAUGAUUCCAAAGACCAAGGAUUUGCUAAUAUUUUCAUAGGAGAUGAAAAUACUGAAAGUGAGGAAGAGAGUUAUUCUCAACCAACUUUAAGAGAUGAUGUAAUUUUCAGUCUGAUUAAUAUUAUUCGAGAAACCAUAAUUACUGCACCAGAUUCAAUAAUUAAUGAUGUUAUUUCAACAAUAAAACCGGAAGCUUUGAUAGUUUUUGCUCUCAAUCCUUGCAGUCUUGUGGCUUCAUCAUGUAUCAUGACUCUAGAUGCUUAUCUUCAGAGAAGUUCUGAUGAAGUCAUUGAAAAUUUUCUUAAAACAAAGAGUUUUCAUUUGCUUGCUAAUCAGCUCCAUCAAUUUCCAGCGACAGCAGAACUUCUGAAUGCUUGUCUUACAUUUAUUGUUGGGCAUCCCUCAAAACUAGAAGAGAGAUCAUCAAAUUUUGGAUUGCCUUUUGAAUUAAGUCCAGUUCAGCUAAUGGCCUGCAUUCCAUUGUUGGCUUUAUUGCCAAAUACUGCACAUAAUUUAACACUUUGUCAUAAUACACUUGUGAGACUUCAACAGCUCUUGAUUCAAGUACCAAAUGGUAUAAAGACUUUGUUAGAAAAUGGAUUGAUGGAAAGUUUAGCUAAGUUGAUAUCAAUAAUUGUUCAUUCAACUUCUAAUAAGCAAGACAGAAAACCAAAUGAAGAAUUAAUUUAUGAAGAUAUUUAUAGAAUAAUUUAUAUUCUUGUAAUUGAACUUAUGAGCAUCAGUGGCACACACACUUUUCAGAAGUUUCAGGAUAUAUUAUGGCUUUUUUCUAGUUUAGAAUCAUUCUCUUAUAAUUCAUGUAAGUAUUAUUUAUUUAUUUGUUUGUUGAGAGAGUGAAAGAUUUGAAAUAUU
This is a messenger RNA of Centruroides sculpturatus (bark scorpion), 1855 nucleotides long. RefSeq names its product lysosomal-trafficking regulator-like. Lineage: Eukaryota; Metazoa; Arthropoda; Arachnida; Scorpiones; Buthidae. The record is from RefSeq and is a predicted model, not a curated record. The coding region runs from base 113 to 1840 and encodes 575 amino acids. The transcript is spliced from 10 exons.